CUCACUCUCAGUCACUCUGAAUGACACGAAUAGAUGGGCACAAGUGAUGUCGACAAUGGACUCAAACGAUCACUGGUUCGAUGUGUUGACCGCCCGAAGACAUGGCAGUGACUUCUUAUGGAUUGUGUGUCACGACUGGAAGUGCAGACAAUACAAGUAUUCACAGCAAAGGACUCCACAUAUGGUUAGCGACGAUGUCUUCAACGAACCAGUCAUUCAGUCAUUAAUGGCAGCGAAUCCGAGACUGAAGUCCAGAAUCGAUAAGAUAUUGACAGAAAUGAGUCACACCUUCUCCUUAAGAACCGUACGAUUUGUUGGAUAUUUUUUGACCAAAAUUAUGAAAAGUAUUUACAAGAAUGUGUUCGUCGACAACCAUUUGGUGCUAAAUCCCAGUUCAAAGCACUUCCACACGAGUCUGACAUCGAGUCUGAGCCAAACGCUGAAUGGUUUGGCCAAAGACUGUCCCGUACUAUAUGUGCCCUCACAUCGAAGUUAUGCAGACUUUUUGAUCUUUUCGUUCAUUUGCUUCACUCUUGACAUUCCUUUGCCGACAAUCGCCGCCGGAAUCGACUUCUUAGCGCUCAAUCAAAUCGCGUCACUCAUGAGAUCGUGCGGUGCUUUCUAUAUAAGGCGUUCAUUCAAACACUCCAACGAUAACCUCUAUUGGCAUGUCUUUCGGGCUUACCUUCAGACUCUUGUGCGCGGAUCAGAACAACCGCUGGAGUUCUUCAUUGAGGGCACGCGUUCACGGAGUGGCAAAUCUUUGUACCCAAAAACGGGUCUUUUGAGUGCGGCGUUGGAACUGUAUUUGAAUGGACAGAUACCAGACCUCAUGAUUAUUCCGGUUUCCAUUUCGUACGAUAGAGUACUCGAAGAAGGAUUAUAUGCAUCAGAAUUGUUGCCAAAGGGAAGGACUUCUGGGAAACCGCCGGAAACGCCACGGAAUAUGAUGACCGGCGCUAAAGCUAUUCUCUCACAACAAUUUGGUUCCGUUUAUAUUCGCUUUUGCGAACCGAUUAGUGUCAGACAGUUAUCCCAUUCUCAACCCUUGAGAUUAAGACAUACACUCGACUCGAGAAGUGAUCCCAAUUUGAUACAAACGCAACAAGAAAUGGAUUUCGUUAUGGAUUUGUCGAAAACCAUAAUCAAAUCACAACAAAUCAAUUUCGUGUUUUCUCCCUUCAGUUUCGCUUCACUCGUAUUCUUAACUUAUUUGGAUUCAACUGAAGUCUCGCUUCCAAUCAAUCAAUUGGUGGAAGACAUCGAGUCUUUGAGUUCAUUACUUAACACAAAGAAUUUGAGUUUUGGUUUUUGGCAAAAGAGUUUAAUCGAAGAACUCUUUGAGUCUUUUGAAGUGCAUUCAAAAGUUGUCACUAUUUCUGAUGACAAAUCAAGAGUUGCCAUCAAUACCAGCGAUCCAUUGAUUAGCGUAUAUUUGCAACAAUACGCCAAUCAAUCGAUGCAAUUGCUGAUCGAUUUUGCCAUAUAUUUAUACUCGAGUGGAGAUUAUCAUCGCUUUGAACGAAUCAAAUGGUUUUUGUGUCGAGAAUUUAUAUAUAAGACAUCGGAAGUCAACGAUUCCUACAUUUUGGCACAAUUUAUGAAUCAAAUGCUUGUGACGGAUAGAGCGCACAGAUCUUGA
Molecule: messenger RNA, 1642 nt
Organism: Medioppia subpectinata
Lineage: Eukaryota; Metazoa; Arthropoda; Arachnida; Sarcoptiformes; Oppiidae
Source: the annotation of a GenBank genome assembly